Molecule: messenger RNA, 9246 nt
Organism: Oncorhynchus kisutch (coho salmon)
Lineage: Eukaryota; Metazoa; Chordata; Actinopteri; Salmoniformes; Salmonidae
Product: diacylglycerol kinase zeta-like
Exons: 38
Coding region: 195-4493 (1432 amino acids)
Biological process (GO): phospholipase C-activating G protein-coupled receptor signaling pathway
Cellular component (GO): plasma membrane; glutamatergic synapse
Molecular function (GO): protein binding; ATP-dependent diacylglycerol kinase activity
Source: RefSeq, a predicted model, not a curated record
CUGUGACACACAUUCUCCCUCCACAUGAACCACUCUGUUGCUCUCUCUCUCUCUCUCUCUCUCUCUCUCUCGGGCCACACAUGGACUAAAAGUUAGACAGACAAGCUGGGGAAAAGAGUGGAUGGUUAUUGACCUGCUUCCAUCAGCCACUGCAGAGGGACAUUGAAAAGGGAACCCACAAGCUGUGGGUUGCCAUGGACACCUUUUUCCGCCGACACUUUAGACUGAAAGGUGCGGAACAAUGCCAAUACAGGCGGCCUGGCGUGGCGGUGCCCACAAGCAAGGCUCGCCGGCGCUCCAGUGUAGGACUGCCCUCUGCUGGCCUGGUCCAACGUAGGCGCUCUAGUGUGGGACUGCCAUUCACAGGUCCUGUGGGACGCAGAAGGUCCAGUGCAGGCCUGUUGCCGACUUCUCAAUCCCAACGAAGACGUUCCAGUGUUGGCCUGCAGUCAGGUUAUGUGGGCCGUAGAAGUUCCAGUGUGGGCUUGGCCUGCGCUGCUCACCAACAACGCAGGCGCUCCAGCGAGGUGCAGGGGUUACCCCACUGUUAUUAUGGAGGGGCGCAGCUAGUGAGGACCAGAUACUACACCAGGCGUCGCUCCAGCACCACCAUGGCCUGUGUCAAUCCCCGCUUCUCUGUCCGCCGCCGGCGAGCCGCCAAGCUCCGCACCAUUGACACCCAACUGCUGGGGCCUUCCAUGCUGCUGGCCAGCCUGGUCCAGAUGAGUGCGGAGCAGCAGAGGGCACCAGGGGCGCAGGGCGGUGAGGGGGCAUCCGGAGAGGGCACUGAGAGCUGCCCCUCCUCCUCGUGCUGCUCCGAGUCGGAAGGGGACAGCUGCAGUCAGAGAGAGUGUAGCACCAGGUCGGAGGGCAGCGGAAGUGAACGAGAGGGGACUGAGGCAUCAUCAUCAUCAUCAUAUCCAGAGGGAGAGAGGACGUGGGAGGACUGGAAUCAGGCUCAUAGUAUGGCAGCCUUGACGAUGGAGAGCAUCCAGUCCCGGCCCCUGAUCCGCGCCCCACGCUGCCUGCGCCGUAACUCCUCCCACCUGCUGCCGGCAGAGGCGGUGCACCGUAGCAGGGCGGCCUACGGUGUGCACGGGCACUACCGACGCUCCAGCCAGUUACGGAGGCCUUCCACCAUCUCCAACAGCGCCUGGCAAGGCAGGCUAGUCCCCGCAUCCAGCCGCAGGAGCUCUAUAGUGGCCCGCCACUCCUCCCGUUCCCUGUAUAGGAACUGUUCCGCUUGCUGGAAGCCCAGGGGCCGCAGGGAGUCCCUCAGCCCCCUGCAGGGUACCUACUACGACCCCCGCCUGGAGACUUGGAGUGGAUUCGUCUCGAAGGCCAUUGCUAAAUCGGGUCUACAGCACCUGUCUGCCCAGCCCAGUGCCUCAGCCCUGGCCAAGUUUGACCCAGACAGGGAGAUCCGGAGCAGCUGUGACUGGACCGAGAACGCCCUGUAUGGGGAGCACAUCUGGUUUGAGACCAAUGUCUCUGGGGACUUCUGUUACGUCGGAGAGCAGCACUGCUUCGCCAAGACACUGCAAAAAUCUGUAGCCCGGAAAAAGUGUGCAGCCUGCAAGAUAGUGGUUCACACAAUCUGCAUAGAACAGUUAGAAAAGUUAUUCGAGGCUAUGCCCUAUGAAGACAGCCUGCUUAUCGAAGACCCCGCCUUUAGAAUAAACUUUAGGUGUAAACCGUCAUUCAGGGAAUCGGGGUCUAGGAAUAUACGAGAGCCAGUCCUCCAAAGACAAGGUGCUCUAAAGUGCCUCAGGCGGAUGGCUAACUGCAUGGCCACCCCUUUCCUGAGCCAGUCCCAGCCCACCGUAGUGCGGCACCAUUGGGUCCACCGGAGGCGCCAGGAUGGGAAGUGUCGCCAGUGCGGGAAGGGUUUCCAGCAGAAGUUUGCCUUUCAUAGCAAAGAGAUUGUGGCCAUCAGCUGUUCAUGGUGUAAACAGGCAUAUCACAACAAGGUGUCCUGCUUCAUGCUGCAGCAGAUCGAGGAGUCCUGCUCCCUGGGUGCUCAUGCCUCUGUCAUCGUACCCCCUACUUGGAUCCUCCGGGUUCGCAGACCUCAGACCUCGCUAAAGGCGAGCAAAAAGAAAAAACGAACCUCGUUUAAGCGCAAGUCCAGCAAAAAGGGAGUAGAGGAGGCGCGCUGGAAGCCCUUCAUAGUUAGACCCAUUCCCUCUCAGCUCAUGAAGCCGCUGUUGGUGUUUGUCAACCCAAAGAGUGGGGGGAAUCAGGGAGCCAAGAUUAUCCAGUCGUUCAUGUGGUACCUGAACCCUCGCCAAGUAUUUGACCUGAGUCUGGGAGGACCCAAGGAUGGGUUAGAAAUGUACCGUAAGGUGCAUAACCUGAGGAUACUGGCAUGCGGAGGGGAUGGCACGGUGGGUUGGAUCCUGUCUGCUCUGGACCAGCUCCAACUGAACCCCCAGCCUGCAGUAGCCAUCCUGCCUCUGGGGACAGGCAACGACCUGGCCAGGACCCUCAACUGGGGGGGUGGUUACACAGAUGAGCCGGUGUCUAAGAUCCUGUCUCAUGUAGAGGAUGGGAACGUCGUCCAGCUCGACCGGUGGAAUCUAAUAGUGGAGCCCAACCAGGAUGCUGUUGCAGAGGAGAGGGAUGAGCAGCAGACAGACAAGCUCCCUCUCGACGUCUUCAACAACUACUUCAGCCUCGGCUUCGACGCACAUGUGACACUAGAAUUCCACGAGUCUCGAGAGGCCAACCCGGAGAAAUUCAACAGCCGCUUUCGGAACAAGAUGUUCUAUGCAGGGACGGCCUUCUCGGACUUCCUCAUGGGCAGCUCCAAAGACCUAGCCAAACACAUCAAGGUCGUGUGCGAUGGCACCGACCUCACCUCAAAGGUUCAGGAUCUGAAGCUGCAGUGCCUGGUGUUCCUCAACAUUCCCAGAUACUGUGCUGGUACCAUGCCAUGGGGCAACCCAAGCGAGCACCAUGACUUUGAGCCACAACGGCACGACGAUGGCUGCAUUGAAGUUAUCGGCUUCACCAUGACCUCUCUGGCCACGCUGCAGGUCGGAGGUCAUGGUGAGCGGCUGAACCAGUGCAGAGAGGUGACCCUCACCACCUACAAGUCCAUCCCCAUGCAGGUAGAUGGGGAGCCGUGCAAGCUAGCCCCCUCCACCAUCCGUAUCUCCCUGAGGAACCAAGCGAACAUGGUGCAGAAGGCCAAGAGGAGGACAUCUAUUCCGCUGCUCAAUGACCAGCAGCCCUUCCCGGAGAGGUUAAGGAUCCGGGUGAACCGUAUUAGCAUGCACGACUAUGAGGCCCUACAUUAUGACAAGGAGAAACUCAAAGAAGCCUCUAUCCCACUGGGACUUAUCGUUGUCCCGGGUGACAGUGACCUGGAAACAUGUCGCUCCCACAUCGAGAGGCUCCAAGAGGACUUCAUCUCCAUUCAUCCCUCCUUCAAACGACUGGUGCUUCAGGAGGAUGAUGGAGCUAAAUCAAAGACCCUUUCCUCGCAGAAGCUUUCGCCAAAGUGGUGCUUCUUGGACUCCACAACUGCAGAUCGGUUUUACAGAAUUGAUCGUGCUCAGGAACACCUAAACUAUGUGACCGAGAUAUCCCAAGACGAGCUCUUCAUCCUGGACCCUGAGCUGGUCGUCACGGAGACGGUGAGCACCUCACCAGGGAUGCCUGAUCUGGUUGAUUCUUCUGGUGAAUUCCCAGAGGCGUCGAGCAAGUUUGCCUUCCCGUCCUCCUCCUCGUCUCCUCCCCCCUCACCGGGACCCAGUCCCACCAGCCCCCAAUCGGACAGCGAGGCCAUGGCCGUCAGACACAAGAAAUCCCACUUCUUCUUCUCUCCCUCCGGCUUCCCCUUUCCUGUCAGGAAGAGGAUCACGGAGCUCCAGAAGACCACUCAGAGGAAGCGAAUAUCCAGCGACAGCUCGGUGGUGGAGGCACUGGCACACAGCAGCUCCCUCAGGUCCAGUAAGCCUGCCCUCACCAGGGCAGGAUGUAUCCAUCGGUCUAACACUACUGCAGCUGAUUUCAACCCAACAUUGAGGUCGGAGCAGAAUACACUGUGCAAUACAGACAAAGUAUCACCGGAAGUGUUGAUUGAAUGUGUGAAGCGCAAAGACCAUCUGAAGCUGAAGGAACUGCACAAACUGGGAGCUGACCUGUCACUGCAGGACCCCUCAGGAUGCACCCUGCUCCACUAUGCUGUGGACACUGGUAGCAAGGAGACUGUCAAAUACAUCCUGGACAAUGCACCCACAGAUAUCCUGGAUAUUACAGAAAAGGAAAAUGGGGAGACAGUGUUGCACAAAGCAGCGUCACUGUGUCAGAGGACUAUCUGUCACUACCUGGUAGAGGCAGGGGCAUCCCUCAUGAAGACAGACUUACAGGGUGACACACCAAAGCAUCGUGCAGAGAAGGCCAAGGAUGCAGAGCUGGCUGCCUACCUGGAGAACCGGCAGCACUACCAGAUGAUCCAGAGAGAGGACCAGGAGACAGCUGUGUGACCUCCCUCUGCUCCCUGACCUCCAGCACCACUUCCCUAUAACCCUGUGCCAAAACUACUUUAGCUAAAAGAGGAAACUCACCAGAGAAGAUGGUUAAAAGAUCGCCAGUGUUGUAUUCUCCUGCUAGGGAGUUGGUUGGAAUCCUACCAGAUGAGAGGUCUUAAAGGUCCAUCAUGUGAGGUGCUUGUGACCAGUGGACUUGAUUAUUGCACUGCCAAAAGAAGCUGUUUUGUGUCGGAACGCUGGGAAGAGAUGGCACUUCUGUUACAUUUUUUUUUCUCCCCAGGUUGUGUUGCGCUUGCGAUCCACCUAGACUGAAUGUUGAAUUUUGCUCCAAGGUUUUUAGGACAGGAGCUUGGGUAACUGAAUGUCCAGGUCAUUGUAUUAUUAUACUCUCCGAUGGAGCUGUAUCUCUCUGUGUCUAUAAACAGCAGCAUGAGCGUUUCAACUGUACGGAUCACAAUGACUCAGUAGAUUUCAAAAGGGUAUGAACACUCUGAUCUGUAGGCCAGCUGUCUUUUAAGGCUACCAAAAAUGACAUUAUUUGGAUUACGGUUUUAUUUGUUUGUUGUACAUUAUUAUAAUUUGUUGACUGAUUUGUCCACCCAUAAUGCAGUGUGAUGGUAUCAAACUAUCCACGAAGGUGGGGAAUUUUACACGUAAUAGUUUUCUCAUCACCAAACAAUUUUGAAUUGAAUAAAUCAAUAUUGUUCUACUUUAUGAUCACUUGGCAAAUGUUUAUUUUAUUUCUUAGUUUUAAUAAGGAUAUUUGGUACUGUACACUUAUCGUACGUAGUAGCUCUGUGUUAAAGCAGUUUAUGCACUGCAGCUCCAAUUGCCUUGAUUUUCUUAUUUUGUUGGCUGAUUAGUUUGUAUUUAAUGUACUUAAUUAAGUCAUGGUGUAUUUUAAUUGCAUUUUUAAGCAGAUUGAUGUUUAUAUAAUUUGUACAUACUAUAAAUUUAAAAUGUUUUGUGUUUGGUCAUUAUUUACUAUAAAAAAUGUGCAUUUGAUAAUUAUUAUUUUCUGAACUACAAAGCAUUUCUUUUCUUGUGACAGAAGUCAAAGGCGUAUUUAUUCACCUCAACAUUUUUUACAGAUCCUUAACAUGCACAUGAAGCGGUUAAAUUAUGUUCAGCAAACUCAAAAAUGUUCUGAAGGUUUGAGUUGUCAAAUUUACAGGGUGGAUGUUGUUGUUUUUUUACAUACAAAAAUAAUAAGUUGUCUUCACACAAACCAAUCGUUUGUGGUUGCUAUUUAUUUUCCAUAGUUAUAAUCUGUUAAAAUUUGACUGGCCAUUUAAACCAGCAAUAUAAUUCAACUUAAGUUAUAAAGACCUGUGAUUCAUUUAAAUGGUGUUAUAUUGUGUAGAGAGUGAUGGGAAGGAAUUGGUCUCAUUCCGAAAGCUAUCCUACAUUUUAACUAGUUUAAUGUAGCACCACAGUAACUGUGGAUCGACUGCUAUUUGAAAUUAGUUGUUUCUCUGGAUGUUUUUUCUCAUUAUUUAAUCACUAAACAUCCUUGUAAGACGUCCUUGUAAACACAUUAACAAGGUAUACUUUCAUAUACACAUUUUUUAUUGUGUUUGUUGUCUAAAGUUUAUAGUUUUGACCUUCAAACAACCAAUAAUGCCAACUAAGAUGCAUUUCAUUGUAAAUAAUAGCUGUUCUCUAUUAUGGCCAGAUACAUGAAUAAAUGUAGCACUGAAUCAGUUGCUGUGAUGGGAAAUAUGUUGUCAAUGAAAGCCCUCGAGUGUUUCUAAUGCCAGACUGAAAAUAAGGUAUUUUUGAUUUGAUUAUGAAAAGUAAAUGAAUUGUGUAGUUAUACAUCAGUUAUUACGCCUCGUACAUAAUCAUAUGUUCUCACUGAAUAUUUUGGGGGUCCACUUUUUUAUUUUAUUACAUUUUUAACAAUAGAAACAUCCACAUGCAGACGCACACAAACAUCCAAAACAUCACGCCUGCCCAGACCAACCUGCUCACCACCCCCAGCUCCAGCGCCCGCAUCACUUUCCGCCACAUAGCCUCAAACUGCACCAUAUAGCCUCAAACUGCACCAUUUUGUUUCAUGGUCACACUGAUUGUCAGCAUUUUCAAUAAUGAAGACCGUAGGCCCCCUUUUAGUUGACUUCACCAUAGUUGAAUUAUGUUAGCCUUGACGCUGAGAAGAUUAGAUAUCAUUUGAGGCAUUUAUGAUUAUACUGCAUUCUGAAAGAGGUGCAUAUUUGAAUAGGUAUUGUAACAUAUAUCCUCCUGUUCAGAGACUGACAUGGAGAUGUAGGAAAUGUCCUUGCAUUUGUAUUAUUUGGAUGUAUAUUAACAUUCCCUCAUCAAUCUACACACAAUGCACCAUAAUGACAAAGCAAAAACAGGGGUUUAGACAUUUUUGCAAAUGUAUUAAAAAAUAAAAAGUACUAUUCAGACCCUUUACUCAGUGCUUUGUUGAAGGACCUUUGGCAACGAUUACAGCCUCGAGUCUUCUUGGGUAUGACGCUACAAGCUUGGCACACCUGUAUUUGGGGAGUUUCUCCCAUUCUUCUCUGCAGAUCCUCUCAACCUCUGUCAUGCUGGAUGGGGAGUGUUGUUGCACAGCUAUUUUCAGGUCUCUCCAGAUAUGUUUGAGCCGGGCUCUGGGGGCCACUCAAGGACAUUCAGAGACUUGUCCAAAAGCCAUUCCUGCGUUGUCUUGGCUGUGUGCUUAGGAUAUUUGUCCUGUUGGAAGGUGAACCUUCGCCCCAGUCUGAGGUCCUGAGAGCUCUGGGGCAGCUUUUCAUCAAGGAUCUCUGUACUUUGCUCUGUUCAUCUUUCCCUCAAUCCUGACUAGUCUCCCAGUCCCUGCCGCUGAAAAAUAUCCCACAGCAUGAUGCUGCCACCACCAUGCUUAACCAUAGGGAUGGCACCAGGUUUCCUCCAGAUAUGACACUUGGCAUUCAGGCCAAAGAGUUCAGUCUUGGUUUCAUCAAACCAGAGAAUCUUGUUUCUGAUGGUCUGAGUUAAGUGCCUUUUGGCUAACUCCAAGCGGGCUGUCAUGUGCCUUUUACUGACAGGUGUGUGCCUUUCCAAUCAUGUCCAAUUAAUUUACUUUACUCUAAUCAAGUUGUAGAAACAUCUCAAGGAUGAUCAAUGGAAACAGGAUGCACCUGAGCCCAAUUUUCUUGUCUCAGCACAGGGUCUGAAUAUUCAUGUAAAGAAGGUAUUUCAGUUUUUAAAUGUUAAUACAUCUGCAACAAAAAAAAGAAUACUUUUUUCUUUAUCAUUAUGGGGUAUUGUAUGUAGCUUGAUGAGAAAAAAAUAAUACAUUUUAGAAUAAGGCUGUAACAUAACAAAAUGUGUGAAAAGUCUGAAUAAGGGGUCUGAGUACUUUCUGAAUGCACUGUGUCCAAACCUACCACUGGAAUUAAACAAGCCAAAAUAUACAGAGGAAAACAUUGCUCAAACAUUUUACCUUCUGAAAGUCAGAGACACUUGUUGAAUAAGUAAGACUGCUCAUGAUUCAUCUUGACAUCACCAAAGGGGUGACACAUUUAUUAACAAUCAUGCCUCUUUUGAUAUCCCAGUGAAAGUUGCCUUUCUGUCGUCUAUGAUCUACCAUCUUGUACCAGUUUCAUCAGAAAAUAUUUUAACAGCAGAGGAAAGGCCAAACAGCACAUGUAGUACAAAGUGACCUCUUGAAAUAGAGUUGAAUAGCCUCAGCCUUAGUAGUAGUAAGUUGUGUGUGCUUGUGCGUAUACAGAUUUGAAUCUGGCCCAGAGACAUGCUGGCACUUGCAAAGCUAUUUUUUGGGAAGUCCAUCGCUCCAUAAUGAGUUUUGCUGUUGUCGUGUAGUUUUCUGUACAUUAACUCAACCAUUUCAACAUCUCACAUUGUCACCGUAGCUUUGUGUACUGACUUUACCCAUAGUUCACUUUGAACAGAAAAGACAUGGCUAUUAUUAUCAGACACCAUUUCAUGUGCCAUGAGCUCUGUCCUGUUAUGGUGUGUACAAGAAAACACUUCCCAUACUGGAGCUGUUAUCUCCAAUUGACUUAUUAGCCUUCAAACAGAAAUUGAAGUUCUGUUUGAAAUGACACAAAUUCCCCAACAUGAUAUUUGAUAUGCUAAUCUAAAGAUGCGCUACGUUCCCACUUUCCAUGUUGUCGAUUACUGCAAAGAGCACCCUCUCCCAUCAUCCUCUCCGUAUGUCCACUGGUUUUAAUUGUACUAUAUUCUUAAAGGUUCAGUAGAUAUCCACAGUCUUUGAAUUACAUACAAGUGGAAAGUGCUCUUUGGAAUGGCAGGAGCGUGGAACUACCAAUGCUAUAUCUGCAUGAAUGAGAACUUUACAAUGUUUGUUUUUUUAAUUUGCAAGCAUAAAACAAGACUUGUAGCUACAAAAAAACUUGAAUGAGUGCAAUGCAGGCAUGGGGCUUACAGUGGCUGAAUGGGGUCAGACAACUUCAUUUUUAAAGGAGCUACAGUAGACCAAGGAAUGGUAGUUUAUGUAUAUUAUCUGUGCGUUAUUUUGAGUUGCUGUGCAAUUCAGGGCAAGAGUAUCUAUUGCAAUUCUUUUUUUUUAAAUAGAGAGAACUGUGCAAUAUGCAUUUUUCUUUAUUAAAAAAUGUAUUUUAUUUUUUACUUGAUAUAGUGACCAAAAUGUGAUGGACAGACUGGUGUGCAAUGUUGACGAUAUCAAUCUGUGUAUUUGUUUCUAUUGGCACAUGUUUUUGUUAUUGUCUGAUUGGGGAGAGAAAAAAAAUAAAGGAUGGUACUUAAACAA